UCACUUUCACUUUUUCUGACUGCCGAGAUAUCACAGCUUCAUAGCCAAUAAACUACAUCAUGAAAUGUAGCCAAUGCUGGUUUAACAAGUGCGGAAAGAAACAAUAACCCUCUCCAUGUAGGCUCUACGAUGAAAUGCCUUAUCAAUAUAUCACUUCCUUUUGACAAAUUGCUUUGGAUCUCAUUGGAGGUUUUUGGCAAAUGCACAACAUAUCUGAAUCAAACACUCUAUCAAAACCAAUUGUGCGCUGAAAGAUUUCAGAGUAAAUGGGUUUGAGGUUAAACCACCAUCUCGGGAUCACUCUCCGGCUGGGAAAACAGAUGCUAUUGUACAUCCAAGAACCACAUCGGAGCUCCAACUGCUGCUGGAAUCCAAGUUUUUCUUAUGUUAGGAGUUGGCUCGUUAAAAACGCAAUUACAACGGUACUUUAAUACAAGUAUAUGUUGCUGUGAAUGUAGCGCCAAAAAGUGACGGGCGUUAACCUCACGCUUUCCCAGGGCUGAUAUGGCGCACGGCACUUAAUAAAUAAAAACAUUGGUCUUUUAUUAUCACAGGGCCCGCCAAAAGAACGUGCUUUGAUGGUCGAAUGCCGUUUUACCUUACGGUACGUUUUCCGCAACUUGUGCUAUUUCAGCAAACUUCAGACUACUCACGCAGAACUGACAUCAUUCUUUCUCGUUUACAGUAAAAGUUAACGGGAAAUGGAAACUAAUAAAUACAAAGCAAUGACUUUAAAAAAAAAAUCCCGACACUGCGCAUAACAAGAGUGCAGCUGAGUUUAUCCUCAUUUGUUCCUCCAGGAAAUCCUUCACGUGUAGAGCCCAUUCACUGAACAGAUUUCAGAAAUUUCAUUGAUAAUUGAAUCGACGCAAGCUGAAGAGUAACAAUAGUAAAAUCUGUUUUCUUUUAGGAAAAUAAAAUGUUAACCAGAACCACUUAGGUUCAACAACUGACUGUAAUGUAAAAUGAUACAUAUGCCUAUCUGGCUGGUUCCAGUGUGUAAAAAAAACACCAAACCACAAUAUUGCAGAUCGAACUAGCCUCGGGCUAUUCUGGCAGAGCUCAUAAACCGGUUGUUUAUGGGCUCUCCAUCAGUCUAAUUUUUUUUGCCUUUAGCGAAGAGUGUCCAAUUCUAUAUUUUCCAUAAGUUCCGGUUCAGCUAUGAUCGGAAGCCCCAUGGCUCUGAGAUCUCCGGGUUACGUGUACCAGGUGGAGCCUGAAAGUUACGACAGUUUGUUGGAGAGGAUAAGUUUUACGGACCCGCCCUGCGUGCAGGUGGCCCCGUCAUUCCCGGCCGACCUGUCCGCGUUACAGACGAGCACCGAGCCGCCGCGGCUCCGACACCCCGACGAGAUCUCGCUGCUGUCGUUCGCUGAUCACGCCUAUCCCGAUGCCUUCGGCAACGACGCCUUCUCGGGUUGGCACUACUUCCCUCAGGUGCCUUUCCAGAGCCCCUUCACUGCCGUCUACGACUACUCGUACGAGCCCGCGUUCAUCCGCAAGCGCAACGAAAGGGAGAGGCAGCGGGUGAAAUGCGUGAACGAGGGCUACGCCCGGCUGAGGCAGCACCUGCCACAGGAGGUGGCCGAGAAAAGACUCAGCAAAGUGGAGACGCUGAGAGCCGCCAUCAGCUACAUCAAAGAGCUGCAGUCGCUGCUCCGGCUGCACGGCGACUACCUGGAGAGGGAGCCGGCCGGGAGCGCCGUUCCCCAGGCAACGGGUGCCCUGGAAACGGACACGGACAAUCACUCCGCAGACCCGAAGCCGAGGUAACCGGGGGUAAAGGGCAGAAGCGACGUGCCUCUGAUCCCGCCGAAGCAGGAGACAGGACAUCAGGGAAUGCAAGAUCGGAGGCAGCGGGCGAACUCCUGCCGACAACGGAAGAUUAUUUUGCAAUAAUUUAUGGCUUUAAAGCCAAUUUCACUGACAAUAAUACACUAUCUAUUUGGGAAAAAUUUUAAGAACUGGUCAGAGCUAAUUAUUAACCCAGAAGAAACGAGCUCACUUCGCCAUUUAGAUAUCCGAGACCGGGUGCUACUUUAGUCCCAGUCUGCAGCUUGUGGGUAUUAAUUUUAAAUGAAUGAUCUUAGUGUUGUGUAUUUGUUUCCUAUCAGUGGUCUGAACGCGGCUGGGAAGUCAAGCCUGUGAGCCUGGGCCGCCGCUCAAAAUACUUGAACCUUGAGCCCAUGGCUUCCUCGAGCAGUUAAUCACACCCUCCCCUCCUUUGAUGCUUCUCGUGCCCGAAUAUCCGCUAUUCUCAAAUACGAACACCUCUCUAAUUUCAUAGCAUUUCAGAAUUUUAAAAUAAAAUUCCCAUUCUUUACUCCGUGUAAUUCACGGGAGCUUUUCAGUACCCCCCCCCCCUGUAAAACCCUCUCAGAUUUCUAUUCCUUAUACUUCCGAGCGCUGUGUGUCAAUUAUCCCUCAUCAGAAAACUUUUUUUAAAAUCCCUAGAAUCAAAUCUAUGCGGCACGUUUAUCAAUUUAAUCUUCCUUGGGUCGGGAAUGUGCCCACAGUACUCGGGGCGAGGGUUUACCAAAACUUGGUUUAGUUAGAUAUUUGUGUAAAACACCUCACCGAUGUUUGGCGUGCCUGCAUGCCAACUUCUUACCUAAAGCAUAUAAUUUUCAACUGGGUUCAAUAUCGCUAUUCAUCGCGCUGAAACAGGGAACUCGUUUAUCGUUCCACCGUCUUUUUGUGGGCUCUUUUAACCAGUCUCUUCUCGCCCUCCUCCGAGCUCAUUUUCCCGUCGAGCUUUCCACAGUGAACAAAAAUACACACUAUAGGCUCCAUUCAGACACACAAAGCUUUGCAGUCUUCGUUGGAUGUGGGUUUAAUCACUAAAGUUAAAUGGGAACAAUAGAGAGCACUUUAUAACGACAACAACGAUGGGGCAGUUGUUUCUUAUCCUAUUGGUCUGCUUUGCUCUUUAUUUACUCCAAGAGCUAACAAAAUACUUUGGAACACACUACAUUGGAGUAAGUCAUGACAAGAAUUUGUCAUCGCCAAUCAGUCAAUCAAUAUGUAAUCAAAAUGUGAAGAGAGUGGGACGCCUUAAGUGAACAUUGAAGCUCAAAUAGAGAACAGCGUUUCCUUAAUUUUUGCCUUAUUAGUGGAGAGGGUAGUUGUGGAAUACGUUUUACUGUACUAAAUUAUAAGGAACGGGGUUAGUUCUCUUGCAGAUCUUCAACGUUAUUGAUUUUUUUUGGUGGUAUACUUUUCCUUACUAAAGUUUUGAUCCCUGGUCGAUAACAAAUCAAUACCUGGCUUUAAAAACGGCUUGGUUUUAUUAAUCGACUGGGUUAUUUAACAGCAACCGACCACCGUAGCGUGGUCGAUACAAAAGGCCCGUCUGGAAUUUAUCUGCCAAAGAAAUAACUGCAGGUCAGAGAUAGCUUUAAAAAGUACUGCCUGAAACUAAACGUGAACAAAUCUAAGAAAUGUCCAACAAGCCCACGAGUCACAUGGUUUACGGUAGUUUUCUUAGAAUUAAUAACAUUGUGCAAAACUGCAAUGUGCUUUUUGAAAUCCAGCUGGCUUUUGUCUCAAAUGCUUUUCUGCUACCGUUUCACUGCUUUUGAAACGCAUUGUUAUUUGUUAAUCUAAUUUAUAACACUUCAACUGGACUCACAUUCCAGGAUUAUGUUUAAAUUUUGAUUAUUAUGUUUAUUGAAAAUAGUUGUCAUCAAUAAAAAAAUCUUUAUUUGCA
Messenger RNA from Hypanus sabinus (Atlantic stingray), 3709 nucleotides. RefSeq names its product achaete-scute homolog 5-like. Lineage: Eukaryota; Metazoa; Chordata; Chondrichthyes; Myliobatiformes; Dasyatidae. Gene Ontology annotation, biological process: developmental process; regulation of transcription by RNA polymerase II. The transcript has 2 exons. Gene Ontology annotation, molecular function: protein dimerization activity; RNA polymerase II transcription regulatory region sequence-specific DNA binding; DNA-binding transcription factor activity, RNA polymerase II-specific. The record is from RefSeq and is a predicted model, not a curated record. Bases 1162 to 1773 code for a protein of 203 amino acids.